Messenger RNA from Diospyros lotus (date-plum), 505 nucleotides. RefSeq lists its product as uncharacterized. The record is from RefSeq and is a predicted model, not a curated record. The coding region runs from base 8 to 364 and encodes 118 amino acids. The transcript is spliced from 2 exons. NCBI's taxonomy places the organism in Eukaryota, Viridiplantae, Streptophyta, Magnoliopsida, Ericales, Ebenaceae.
UCCAGAGAUGAGAGCUCAAGUGCUUGUAUGGCUCUUCUUCUUCCUCUGCGCUAGAGCUUUGCCAUGCCGUGCAUCUGAAAGCUCCAUCACACCCAAACCUAGAGGCUCCGACCAGCUUCUCCUGUGCGAAAAGCAAUUCAGAGAUGAAACGAACGCCAUUAGUGAGACAUAUCGACAAGAUGAUCAACGACGACGAGCAAGUGAAGUGCACGAAAUUAUUCACAAAAGGAAAGGAGUUUACGGAGGUGCAGACAUCUAUAAACGCCCUCCAAAGUCUCGCAGUGGAGCGAGCCCCUUGCCUGUUCUUUCAGCAGCAAUUGGGCAUGUUGUUGUGGGUUUUCUUGCUUUUGCUUUCUGCCUCUGACUCCCAAUGGCAGGUUGUUCUGAUGUUGAAUUUAACCAUUUGGAAGAACCAACAAACAUUUGCUAGAGAUCUUUUGAUGUAAUCAUUUGCACAACCUGCUCAUAUCAGUGUUGUCAUUCCGUUUGUAACCAAAUAUUGUGU